AUGGUACAAAUAAAUAACAUUGUAGUAUUAUCCAUUGUUGAGUAUUGUUCUCAAAAUAAUUUAAAGCUGUUUGAUUUGUUAGCCCGUGAACAUCAAGGGGACGCUGCGAUGUCUCUGGCUCGAGGAACUUUGAUUUUUCUUCUUUUAGCUCUUUGGGCUAGAGUAACAUCACAGGACAUGCUACCGCCAGGCUUUCCUUCGCUGCCUGAAGACUUUCAGGAAAUGGCCAAGAAGACGAUGAUUAUGUGCUUCAAGAAAGGUUACUCUCCACCCACCCUAAACAACUCCAUGUUGAACAGCUCUUUCUCCAGGCCAGAUGAAAUGGCAAUGGGAAACCCCAUGUUCCUUUUUGCUUCCCUUCUGUCUUCACUCCCUCCACCCUCUUCCUCCAUCUUGAAGCCUAAUGAAACAGAACAAGCCAUGAACAUCACAGAGAAAAUGUGCAACACUUCAAAUCUGCCACAAAUGAUUGAGCGCAUGUGGAACACCACGGAGAAGGCACACUGUUUCAUGCGAGCAUUCUUGGCUCCUCUCUCCUGGGUGGCCAUCGUACAGAAUGCUACACAGUUUGACCCAGAGCAGCUCAGAAAGCUGUUGUGGGCAGCUAAACCCUUCCUAGAGAUGUCACGAACUUCUCUAAUGCUGCCGCCGACACUGCAGGGCUCUCAGCUCGCUGAAAUGAUGAAGACAUUCAAUGAGGUCUAUGUCUUCCUUUCAGAAGAGCAAAGGAAUGAUAUCAGACAAUGGAUAAAAAAGAGAGUCACAGAAACCGAUCCCAGUUGUGUUCCAAAUAAUACACUUCCUGGUGUUCUCAAACCGCCAAGGCCAGUACAACAUGACAUGCUUAAUUCUUCAGUUUCCGUCUGUAAACCCAAAAUGCCUUGGCUGAGGGCUAAGGUGCUGACGAUGAUGGGACGUUUCAUUUCACAACUGCCUAUGGAAGAAAUUAGCCACAUACCUCCAAAAGAGUUGUGUACGUUCUUCCAGUCUCCCGACUUCCCAUUUUCAUUCAAAAAUGUCAGUGGGAUGCAGACUGUGAUUGCCCAGACACUAAUGAAACAAUUAAAGCAACGGUGUUUCAAUGCCAAACAGAACUUCAUCGACCAAAUGGACAGGCUUGGAGAUCUCCUCUGUUUCUAUGAUGAACCUCAGUCGCUGAAUGCGACACUAAUUAAGAAGCUGCUCCCCAAGCUGGAGGGCUGUGAACCCAGAAGAAUUGAUAAGAUGAGAAAGCAGUUGGUGAGGAAGCUGAUGUCAGAUGGCGAAUCUCCCACCUCUGAAAUGCUGCAUUCUCUGGGCUCUGGGAUAUCAGUUCUCUCUCCUUCUAUACUGUCCAGUUUCAGCAGUGAUAUUCUGAAUACAAUUUCCCACCUGAGUCAAACAGAAUGGAAGCCAGCUCAGGCCAAAAUCCUGGCCAGGAAAUUAUUGGAUGAGAACAUCAAUGGUGAGAAAUUGUUGUCCUUGGGCUCAGUGGUGAGAGGUGUAGACAGUGACCUGCUCAAGAAUGUCAAGGCACUGGGCCUGCUGGGAAGUGAGGGCCUGAAAAAUAUAAGUCAGAUGUUGUCUCCUUUACAGAAAAAGGCUCUACUUGUGGGGAUGCGUGCUGAUGUGAAUGCAAGUUAUUUGGUGAAGGAAGUUCCAGAUGCUCUUAUCAGCUCUCUCUCCCUCUCCAUCCUUGACAAAGCAAACCUUAAUUCUCUGGAUCAGCUGGAGGGCCGCAGUUGGUCCGACACACAGUCUGUUUACCUGUUGAAGAAGAUUAUAGGUCAUGGGCUGAAACCUGAGCACAUAAGAAAGCUGGGCCAAGCUGUUCAGGGCGUAACUUGUGACAUGAUUGAUGGUAUUAGUCAGAAUGAUACCUUGGAAGCGACUCAAGCACUUGCCAAGUCUUAUAACUUCCUCUCUAGGACACAGGUGCGCUGCAUGGCUAGCAAACUGUUCCAGAGUCUGGAGAAGCAAAGGCCUGGAUACUCCACAAACAUCAGCAAAUCGGAGCUCCAGGCCAUUCCAGCUCUGCUGCUCAUCCACCUACCGGUACAGGUGAUUCAGAAUCUCCCAGCCUCCUUGUGUCCUUAUUUCCUGGAGAAGAUAAGUCAAGCCAACCUUUCAUCCCUACCAAACAGUGCACCAUCACGCCGGGAACUUAGAAACAAAGCCCUCAGCUGCCUGGGAAAGAACGCAUCUGCAGUGUCUGCAGCGGAUAUCUCAUCUUUGGGUCCACUAGUGUGUGAACUGGACCCGGCCUGGAUCUCCUCUCUGAAACCUGAUGCUCUGAACUUCACUGUGCAGUCCCUGACGUCCUGCAAGCACAUUCCCCGGCCUUACCGAGGACCUCUAUUCACUCUGCUUACAGAUCUCUAUGGGGCCCCAUCUAAUUGGUCAGAGGAUGUCACAAGGUCAUUGGGACCCCUCAUAUUACUGAAUGAUGCCGUCCUUGAGGCAUUGUCUUUUAAGAGCUGGCUGAAGGAAUCUUUGUCAGAUCUGCAACACAACAUGGAGGCUCAGUUUGGAGGUUUGGCCCCAGAGGAGUUUCGUGCCUGGCCCGAUUUUUCAGCUCUCCAGAGCAAACUGUUUUACCUGAAAACUAAAUUCACCCAGCAGCGGCGCAGGAGAGAGACACUGGUACCUACUCUAGAGCUGAUUGAGGAUCUAAGUGAGGAAAAUGUGUUCUGGAGCCCUGCUCAGCUGUCCAGCAUGACGGUCUCAACUUUCAUAGAUUCUGUGUCAAUCCUGGGAGAGAUUCAUAACUAUAGUAUAGAACAACUGGCAGCGCUGAGAGACAAAGCUAUAGAGGCAUGGUAUGAUGUGUCGAUGCUUAACGAAUCUGAGAUCAUUGAGAUGGGUUGUGUCUCUCAGUGUUUUAAUGCUAAACAACUCCAAAACCUUUCCAUCACCUCACUGGAUACUCUGGACCUUCUGUCCGUCUGCCAGUGGAACCAAACGCAGAAGGAAGCGGUUUUGCGGGGUUUUGUAACAAGAACUGGAAUGAGAAUGGCGAACCUGAGUGCAUUUGAAAUGGCAGGCCUGGGUCAGUUUAUCUGCGGGCUGCAGCCUAACGAAACCGAGCAGCUUGAUCCUACAGAAUUCAAAGAUGCCGUGGGUGACGUCGGCCAUGCUUCUUGUUCUGUGAACGUCCUGGAGCAUUUGAAGAAAAAAGCUGUUGCUGCAUUUGGUGACCCAAAAGACUGGAGCGAAGCUGAUGUUAGCGUCAUGGGCAACAUAAUUGCCGGCCUGAAUGCCACUGAGCUGAGACGUCUAAACUGCUCAGUUAUGUCAUUCAUCCGUCAGUCUGCCAUUCCUCUCAUCCCUCCUGAACGUUUGGCGGAACUGUCAUUGAUGCAGCUGAAGGCUUUGGGUCCGGACAAUGCAGCAGCGAUAACACCGUCUCAGCAUGACGCACUGGGAUUACAGCAGAGAGCAGCUAUAAAUGAAACAAUGGGACUGGUGGCACAAAUCUCUGAAACCACACCACCACUGCAACUGAAAGGAGGGGCACCAAAACAAAGCAUAUUGGGAAUUGCAGUCCUUCUGCAACCCCUUGUGUUGCUGCUGUUGGGAUUUAUUCGCUAAGAAGCACAUCACUGAGAAGCUAGCUGGGAAUAUUUAUACCACUAUCUCCCAGAUAGAUGGGACAACUAAUGCAUUAACCUGCCAUUGUUAGCUUCGCUGACAUGGAAAGAAAAUAUAUUACUGUUGAAAGUUAAGUAGUCUGAUCUAGUUAAAUCAAGCCGUCAUUAAGUCACUAUAAGAUCAAUGAAUCCACCUGAGGGAAGCAAACAAACAAUGGCACCUUUCUACUGCAUUUAGCUCUUCUAUAACCUUUUAACCAUUUGCUCAGUCUGGAGGAGUGCACCAUAGUGAUUAUGUGGCAGUUUGAGAAAGAUUGGAUCCAGAUUUCAGCAAAAAUAUAAUACGUUUGGAUUGAUUGUUAUUCUAUUCUAAACUGAAUGCUUCAAAUCUAGAUUUAUGGGUACACUACCGUUCAAAAGUUUGGGGUCACUUUGAAAUGUCCUUAUUUUUGAAAGAAAAGCACUGUUCUUUUCAAUGAAGAUCACUUUAAACUAAUCAGAAAUCCACUCUAUACAUUGCUAAUGUGGUAAAUGACUAUUCUAGCUGCAAAUGUGUGGUUUUUGGUGCAAUAUCUCCAUAGGUGUAUAGAGGCCCAUUUCCAGCAACUCUCACUCCAGUGUUCUAAUGGUACAAUGUGUUUGCUCAUUGCCUCAGAAGGCUAAUGGAUGAUUAGAAAACCCUUGUACAAUCAUGUUAGCACAGCUGAAAACAGUUGAGCUCUUUAGAGAAGCUAUAAAACUGACCUUCCUUUGAGCAGAUCGAGUUUCUGGAGCAUCACAUUUGUGGGGUCGAUUAAAUGCUCAAAAUGACCAGAAAAAUGUCUCGACUAUAUUUUCGAUUCAUUUUACAACUUAUGGUGGGAAAUAAAAGUGUGACUUUUCAUGGAAAACACAAAAUUGUCUGGGUGACCCCAAACUUUUGAACGGUAGUGUAUACCAGGUAUAUAUUUCAU
Messenger RNA from Neoarius graeffei (lesser salmon catfish), 4522 nucleotides. RefSeq names its product otoancorin (gene otoa). Gene Ontology annotation, cellular component: cell surface. Gene Ontology annotation, biological process: cell-matrix adhesion. NCBI's taxonomy places the organism in Eukaryota, Metazoa, Chordata, Actinopteri, Siluriformes, Ariidae. The record is from RefSeq and is a predicted model, not a curated record.